Molecule: messenger RNA, 3011 nt
Organism: Sphaeramia orbicularis (orbiculate cardinalfish)
Lineage: Eukaryota; Metazoa; Chordata; Actinopteri; Kurtiformes; Apogonidae
Exons: 7
Coding region: 177-1037 (286 amino acids)
Source: RefSeq, a predicted model, not a curated record
AAGAAGAAGAAGAAGAAGAAGAAGAAGAAGAAGAAGAAGAAGAAGAAGAAGAAGAAGAAGAAGAAGAAGAAGAAGAAGAAGAAGAAGUGAGUCCAUCUCCUUCUUCAGCUGAUGUUUUCACAGACUCCUCUGAACUAACUGUGAUACCAGAUGGUUCCUCUGCUCCAAUUUCCCUCAUGAACUUGAACAAAGACAUCUCAGUGGUCCAAAUUUCUACAGGUGAAGAUGAAGAGGCUGAAACAGAUCCUGCACAAAGACAAGACCCUCUCUGUGUUGAUGCUUUUUCAGGACUUUCAAUACCUGAAACUAUUUCUUCAAAUGACAGUUUUGAUCCAGUGUCCUUCUUUGAGCCGAACACAGAGAAGCACAGUUUUCUUUUAUCUGGGAAAAUGGAUCUGUCACUCAACCAAGAGGAUUUCCCUUCUCAGAUAUUCAGUUUUAGUGGAGCCGCUACAUCAGACUGUUUACAGGAAGAGAGGCUUCUUCAGGUACAAAGAGCAUAUGAGCAACACUACCAAGAGGAACCAGAGGAAUCCUUCAGAGAAGACCUCUUAUGUGCUCAGGCUGAAACCUUACAUCAUCUGCAGACUGAUGUUCAGUUAGACAAGCCCAGAGCUGGUGGUUCAUGGGCCCUGAACCCUGCUGAUCCUCUGAUCAUCAACAUCAAAACCAGCUCUUCCUCUUCUGACACACCUCAUGUGAGCGCCUCACUAAUGCAAGUCAAAAUGGAGGAUAUCUCAGUUCAGAGCACCGCAGGCAGCUGGUGGAAACACAACCUGGAGAGCCAUCAAGUUCCCAGCAGUCAGAAGUUACCUGUUACAGAAGCAGGAGCAGAUUCCCCAAAGAGGUCGUCUGUCGGAUCGGGUCAGCCCUACUCCUACAGUUUGUUCACCUUCACUGAGAAACACAAAGGAGACGACAGAGAAGGCAAACAGGCAGACAAAGAGUACGCUGCAGGUUGGAGCAGUCUGGGAAAGGACUCACAAGGUGCGAUAAGAACCCGAUCCAGGAAAGGAAAAAGAGUCAAGAGAACAUAAGGACACAAAGGAUCUAUGUGGAAAACUGAACUGUGACAUCAGAUUUUAUAUUAAUAAUUUCAAUGCAGUUCAUUCACAUUUGGCUGCACUUUACAUCACAGCUGGAUAAUAGCAUGGAAAUACAUAAGCAAACCCAUGUGAACACCAUUUUUUAUUAACAAUAUCAGACAGAAACAUAUAUUACAGGAUAAGAAGGGGCCAAAAAAAGGUAAUAAUAGGGAAACACAUUUAAUGAUGGCAAAACAGUCAUAUUAGGUGGUAAUAUCAUUAUCACUUAAUAAUAAAGUGCUUAUAUCCAUGCAACAUGUGGAUGUAAAAAAUGGUAACAUGAUGAAAUUAAUGGGAUAAUAAACUAAUAAUAAUGAUAUAAUAUGGGUUAUUGUUUCCUCAUAUUACAGGUUACAAUCUAAAUUUAAUAAGAAUCAUAUCAAAAUAUUAUAACCUUAUACAGUAACUAACUUUUGUUUCAGGGUACUUUCUUCUUUUAGUCACCAUAGAGCUGUUUGUUAAAUCUAAAUGUUUCACAGAUUAAAUCAUGUUAUUAUUAGCAGGUUAUCAUAUUGUUACCAAAAUAUGACUGUACUAGUUUUGUCUCAUUGCUAUUUUCCUAUUAAUGCACUUUAUUUUCGACCCAUUAACACCCUGUUGAAUAACUUUCGGUCUAAUUUCCCUCAUAUUAUUAACAACAGGCUGUUACCAGGUUAUUAUUUUUGAUAAAUACUGAAUUAUUACCUUUUUUAUCGUCCCCCUGAGACCCAGAAAAGUGAGAAUUUUGCAGCAUUUGUAUUAAAUAGUUGUCUUUGGUGAAAAGAGCAUGCCACAGUAUGUUUUUUCAGAAACAUUUCUAUUUUUUAAGGAAUGUCUUUUGCAGUGGACACUGAGACUUUGAACCAGCUGAAUAAUUCUUACACAAGGAAAAUGUUUUCAUCAAUAAAAAAGUGAAAUAAUUUUCAAUUUACAUGUUUGCCUUCAGCUUUUUUUCUAGUAAUAUCACCAAAUGUGGAAAAACACAUCUAAAACCAAACAUUAAACUUAGACUGAGCUUUUCUCCACUUGGCAAUUUUUGCCAAAUUUUUGGCAGUUUUCAUACUGCAAAUGAUUUCACCAAGAAGCACUUUUUCUUUUAUACACACAUGCUUUUCAUAAAUAAUUAUCCUUGUCUUUCUAUGAAAGCAGAGAUUUAGUAAGUGCCUGAGUCCAUCACGGAGGACAUGGAGUUAAAAAUUGCGGCAUAUUAACAAAACACCUCAAACUAUGGAUUAAAAAAAAAAACUUUUGUUCUAAAAAAAAGACUAAAAACAAAAUAUCUGGGUAAAUUUAAUAACCAGCUUUUCAUGCGCCCAUAAAACAUAAACAUGGUACGGCAGCCAUUUUGGAUAAAUAGAUCUUCUGUUUCAUUGUCAGAUAUCAGUGGAAAGCCCAGGAUGUCCUCUACACAACACGACAGAACACAACACAACACAACACAACACAACACAAGACUACACUACACUACACUACAUCACUACAUAACACAACACAACACAACAGGUCUGACCCUCCUACACUGAUCUUUUCUGAAAUAAAGCUGUAAAACUAUUGUCGCCUACAAAGGACAAAAAUGAUCUCAGUGGUCUCAAGAGGUUCUGAAAACAUCACCCCAUUGUUACAAUUUUAUUUCUGAAGUUUUUAAAGCUGCCUGUAUGCUUUGAAUUACAUUUUUAUCAUUUAAAGCAAAACUAAGUGAAUAAUCAUUGAUAUUCACCAGAUCACUCCCCGUCAACUGCUCAUAGACUUCUGAAAGGUGCUGAUGCUGCUUUUACAAACAGCUGUUCCCAUCCUGUAUUAUUGUCCUGCUGCAUCCUGUUUCUUCCACUGUAACACCACGUGUCAGAAACACUCACUUAAUAAUGAAUCCACAAAAUAAAUGAUUGAUGAAACAUGAAUCAUGAAUCAUUCAGAAUUUUCUAAUUAAAGGAAAUAUAUUUGUGAGUC